AACAAACACAUGCUAUAAUUCGUCAAUCGUCAUUUGUUUUCGUUCGCGCCAAGUGUGCGCGGAGUGUCGGUCUGAAUUCGUGUUCAAACUUGCCCAACUUGUUCACACGUUGAUCCGUGCCGCAGCGUUAACUGGUCCGAGGCCUGUACUAGUAAAUACAGUGUUAGUGAGGACAAAGGCGGAACCACUGGCGGUACGCGGUGUACGUGGAUGAAUCACGCUUAGGGUGGAUCGGUGGAUUCGUGCUUUUAUGCUCAUGCCACUCGGAGACUUUGGAGAGAACUUCUCUUCUGUGUUGUUUGUUUGGGAGAGACGUUGACCUCGCCGGUGUAGCCAAAACCAUAGCUUCCAGUGCUUCCACGAUGAACGAAAAACCGAUAUUACAUGGAAAAUGCUGCUGUGGACUCGAAUUUGAUUUGAGGAAAACCAACUGGCAUUUCCUGUCAGCUAAAUCAGGAGGCACCUUAGAAGAAUUGCACGCCAAGCUAAUUAAUGCAGAAGAGGCCACAUUCUUCGAAAACUACUUUAUGGGCUGCAAAUGCCCCCGAUGCCACACAAUUCUGUCCGUGCACAGCAUCUCAAAGCACAUCAGUAGCUCUCAUUGCAAGGGAGAAGGAUCACUGACCUUCAAUAAUUUUAUGAUCGAAAUUUACGACCGCUCUACCAAUGAAGUUGUCUCACUUGUGGAGGAGCAAAAUGAGUCGUCUUCUGAUGCUGAUACCAACACAAGCAGUUCAUCAUCAGCAGAAGAACCUGCUGAGAAAAAGUUGAAGUUGGACAACACAAAACCUGCUGAUGGAAAUGCAAAGCAUGAGGCCACAAAUUUAGUGUCAGUUUUGACAUCUAUGGGGUUUGAUGAAAAGGAUGCCCAGCUAGCUUCAAAAUACUGUAGUACUGCUGACGAGGCCCUUAAUUUCCUGAACAAGCAAUGCCCACUGUGCUUGGAUACAGUUUCAGCAGAUAAAAUGAUCUCAAUGCUGAGAUGUGUCCACAGCUGCUGCAUCACUUGUGCAAAAACUUACUUUACAACACAAAUUCGAGAGAAAUUCAUUAUGAGUAUGACAUGCAUGUUCUGCAAUGAGCCUGUUGAUUUGGGUAAAAGUGGAUCACAAGAUGACACCUUCAAAUACUUCUCGGAAAUCACUAUUUUUCUGAAGACUCUUCUUUCUGAAAACGUCUAUGAUCUAUUUGAGGAAAAAAUGAGAGACUUUGCCCUGAUGAAUGACAGCAAUUUUCUUUGGUGCAUUAAAGUCGAGUGUGGGUCUGGCUACAUUGCCAUUCCAAAUAAUCAAAAAACCACAUGUCCUCACUGCGGCACAGUCACUUGCAAAGUUUGCAGAAGACAAUGGUCCGAAGGACACGUCAACAAAGACUGUGACACCUUCGCCAAGGAUUUAAAGGAUGAAGACAAGCUAGCUGAUGACCAAAUACUUUUGGCUGAAAUAUUCCAGUGCCCCAACUGUGAAAGCCGAUUCUCUCUCAGCCAAGGAGGGUGCAUGCACCUCCAGUGCACGUUUUGCAAGCACGAUUUUUGCUCUGGUUGUGCUGAGCCCUUUUUGGUAGGGUCUCUUUGCAAAUUUGCAGCUAGGUGCCGUCUUCUCGGGUUGCACUGUCACCAUCAUCGCAACUGCAUGUAUUAUCUUAGAGACAAAAGUCCAGAGCAACUCGAACACCUUCUGCAGACCGAGAUGAUUGAUUUUGGUGUAGAUGAUUUGGAAUAUACUGACAGUGAGCAAAGCUUGGAAAGCAAGAAUUGUAAAAUCAGCUUGCAAAUGGACACGCCAUUGGGAUUAGUCGAAGGGCAAUGCAAAGAGCAAGUUGUUGAAGGAUAUGCAGGCUACUGCAUCAAACACUACGUCGAGUACUUAUGUGGCCUCAUAAAAAAACAUGAGCUUGAUCCAAGCAUCAUUUUGACGGUUGAAGAACUAGAGGCUACACUGGCCAGAUUCAGCAAAGAUCUACCGCCCCGAAAUCUUGGGCUGCCUGAAGACCAGUAUCGAACUGCUUUAAUUGAGGCUGUUUCCAGUCUGCCCUUGAAGCCGAGGCCUUAAGUUGACAAUGAAGCAGGUUCAGAUGAGGCCACCUUGUGACUUGUGAGUCAUCACUGCAACCCAACAGACUCUGUGGCCGAAAUGAAGAGAGUAGCAAUUUAGUAACCAUAACUCCCUGUCCUGGAACCCCUAUUUCCUUUCCUCAAGUCAUGGGGGUAGUAUAAUUUACUUUGGAUAUCCUUCCAACCAAAGCUGAACUAAUCAAAAACACAAAAUUUAUUAGUAGUGCGCAACCCCACAUAACAUAUAACUAAACUAAAAGUGGAAUUGAGUUGAGCCAUCGAAUAAAUAUAAACGUUUCUCAACAUUGUUAGGUAUAAUCUGUUAUCUUGGUGUGAUAUACUGUUGAUAUUGUAUGCUCGUCCCCUAUCUUGUAUUCACACCGAUUCAUUGGCGACACCUUGUGUGUACGAAUAAAUAAGUACAAUUAGCCGCUCAAGUUAUUUUGCCGACCCUCCCAAUAAGUUGGGCUGUAAUGUAAGGGCAGUAAGUCUUUCGGUUUUCAAGGGGUUCAUUUUAUGGGGAAGAGCCUUCCAGCCGUGGGUCAGAAUAACUAGAAGACUGUUGAAUCAAACAAUUAAUAAACCUGAGACAAAUAAUUGAACAGACAAAUAUAAAACUAGCACACUUGAAGCAAGACUGAAAGUGGUGUAGGCCUAGAGACUGGCUGUAGGAGCACAUCAUUCCGUCCGUAUAUUUGAAAAAAUAAAUAACCAAAUUGUUAAGGUAGAAAUGAUGCAACCUCCUAUAAGGUGUGCAAGCCGCUGUACACCGCUGUUUGGCGGGUUGCUGUCACUGAUAUUUUA
Molecule: messenger RNA, 2857 nt
Organism: Neocloeon triangulifer
Lineage: Eukaryota; Metazoa; Arthropoda; Insecta; Ephemeroptera; Baetidae
Product: E3 ubiquitin-protein ligase lubel-like
Exons: 12
Coding region: 363-2051 (562 amino acids)
Biological process (GO): protein linear polyubiquitination
Cellular component (GO): LUBAC complex
Molecular function (GO): linear polyubiquitin binding; K63-linked polyubiquitin modification-dependent protein binding; K48-linked polyubiquitin modification-dependent protein binding
Source: RefSeq, a predicted model, not a curated record